AGUCGGGGCUUUGAAUCAACCCCUGAACCUUCUUUUCUAUAACAGCUUUUGAAAUUUUUGGUUUAAAUAAUUAAAAAGCCGAGUGUCGAUCAUGUGUGAUGAUGUUUGGGGACAGUUGGCAGUUGAGAGGUCUCAGGUCUACAUCGAUGAUGGAACCGGAGUUCUCAGAAGCCCUUUCGCUGGGACGACAGUGGAAAAGCUCCCAGAUAAAGUUUUGCUUCACAUAUUCAGCUACUUGAGCCACAGGGAGGUCUGCUUGCUUGCAAGAGUUUGCAAAAAAUGGAGAAUAAUCGCUUACGAUACUCGCCUCUGGAAAUGCGUUUCGCUCAGACCUGAGAUAUCUGGUCUUCAUGUCGGUUCCCUAGAGUCUCUUCUUGCAUUAAUAAGUAUAAGGUUUGGACCAAGCUUGCGCUAUAUAGAGCUCCCGAUUGAACUGAUUACGCACACAGUGCUCCACGAGCUGGCUAACAAAUGCCCAAAUCUGACCCACAUGCUUCUUGACUUCUCGACAGCCAUGCAGCUUCACGAUUUCAGUGAAUUGCAGACGUUUCCAGCGAAGCUGCGUUACCUUUGCAUCUGCCUUUCUGAAGUCAUCUUCAUGGAGGGCUUUAUGAGAAAAAUCUACAACUUCAUCAACGGGCUUGAAAUAUUACACCUCAUCGGCACGUAUGAGAAGGUUGAGGAAGAGGAGGAAGAAAUUUACGAAGUCAUCAACGUGCACAAGAUGAAAUCAGCGACCCCUAAUCUCCGAGUUAUCAACCUUUACGGCAUUAAUUUUAUUGAUGACAGUCACAUUGAUGCUUUCAGUUCCAACUGCAUCCAGCUGGAAUGCCUUGCAGUUAACUUCUGCAACAAAGUUACUGGUUCAACGAUGAAAACUCUUUUUCAAAGAAGCAGACGCUUGACUUGUCUUUUGAUGAAUCAGACAAGUCUGCAGAGUGAACAUGUUAUGGCAGUCGAAUGGGAAAAAUCGUCUGUCCAAGAACUGGACAUAACUGCAACUGACCUGUCGACUGAAUGUUUAAUUGACAUGCUGACAAGAAUACCAAAUUUGAGAUUUCUCAGAGCCGGACAAAUCAACGGUUUCAAUGAUUCAGUGUUGAAGGCAUUUAUGGAACAAGGCAACACUAGAAACUUGAUCGCUCUGGACUUAGACAGCUCGGAUAAUUUAAGCGAUGAAGGCUUACAUAAAUUUUUGAGCCGCCAUGGCAACCAGCUCCUUGGGCUUAGCUUAUCUGGAAUGCCUCAUAUCACAGAUCAACUAUGGAUGUCAAUCCUGCCUAUUCUUACAAACGCGAGGAUCUUGAUAAUGGGCACUCGAGAGAGGCUAGGGGUCAACAUACACGUCGACCAGCUCAUGGACGGCAUCGCAAACAACUGCUCGAUCCUGGAAAGGCUCGAGUUAAGGUGGGACCCGGAUAAUCUCAGAUUCAGUGACAAAUCUCAAAAAGCUAUCGACAUUCUCCGUGUCAAGUGUCUCAAAUUAAGAAGCUUGGUGCUGAGCGAUGGAAGGUAUUAUGAGAUUGUGAAGGCAAAUUUUGAAAGGGCGGACAGAAUGACAGUGGUCAGGACUUCGACAGGAUGCCGGACCUCUCUCUACUAUCUGUUGCAAAAUUAUCGUGAACUCAUUUUUAACUAAUCCAGCAGAUAUUAAAUUUACUUUUUAUUGAUAUUAAUAAUGUAAGCUGGAAGAAAAUGAACGGACUCAAUUGAAUGUUUAUAAAGUUGAACCAAUUUUAAUUUAUUAAAAUUAACAUAAGCUCAGAAUAAUGAAAAGGUCAUUUUGGAAAGAAAAUCAAAUAUAUAGUAAGUCAGUAUAAUAUAAUUGUAAUAUCACAUUUGGCAUAUCAAAUGCAAUGUUAAUUCAGUUGACUCAAUAACUAUUUACAAAAAAUUAAUGUUAUAAAUUAAAUAAUCAAGUAAAUUAAUUAUUUAUUACACCACAAAAGGACAAUUACAUACCUUACAUAAUAUAUAAAUACAGCCUAUCUGAGGAAUAAAUCACUUUUUAAAUGUUUAACAAUAAUUGUCUUCAUAUUGAGCAACAUACGUAUCGUAAAGUGAGACACUUUUGAUUAAAAAUUUCAGUUAUCAUGAUUUUUUUGUAAAUCAUAUUGGGUUGCUCAGUAUAUAUUUUUUUAUCGCUUGACCUAUUCACAAUUUGUUUUAUAAAUCAGGUACACAUCCCAACAUCACACUUAGCAUAUUUAUGCAAUAAUAUGAACAAUUUAAAACACCCCUAAGACACACAAAUGGCUUGAAGAUAUUUACAAUAUGUACCAGUUUU
This is a messenger RNA of Cimex lectularius (bed bug), 2287 nucleotides long. RefSeq lists its product as uncharacterized. Gene Ontology annotation, biological process: positive regulation of protein ubiquitination; SCF-dependent proteasomal ubiquitin-dependent protein catabolic process. The record is from RefSeq and is a predicted model, not a curated record. Gene Ontology annotation, molecular function: protein binding. The transcript has 10 exons. Lineage: Eukaryota; Metazoa; Arthropoda; Insecta; Hemiptera; Cimicidae. Bases 92 to 1639 code for a protein of 515 amino acids. Gene Ontology annotation, cellular component: SCF ubiquitin ligase complex.